Apis florea (little honeybee) is the source of this 1223-nucleotide messenger RNA. RefSeq lists its product as uncharacterized. The record is from RefSeq and is a predicted model, not a curated record. NCBI's taxonomy places the organism in Eukaryota, Metazoa, Arthropoda, Insecta, Hymenoptera, Apidae.
UAAUUGAUAUGAUAUUAUAAUUGUUUAAUUAAAAAUAAAUUGCAUUUGUAUUAACCGCGUAUGUGCAUAGUCAACUUUUGGUCGGCCGACUGAGUCGAUGCGAAUGGAGACAGUGUGAGAUAAAUAGAAACUAACCUCAAUCGACUUCAAAGUCGCUCUUGUGUACUCAACAUCAAUCAGUUGAAACGACUUCUGAUCGUUUUCAGUAUUCAGUAUAAUUUUAUUAAGCAUUAAAAGAUUGCGUAAAUAUUAAGAUAAUCAAGUGACAAGCAGGUCUUGAUUGCAAAGAUGUCUAAAUUCAAUUGGACGAUGGACAAAACAAAUAAGUUUAUCGAGCUAUACAAGAAACACGAAUGUUUAUGGAAUAAUAAAAGUGAUACUUAUAAAAAUUGUAAAUUGAAAAAAAUAGCGAUAGAAGAUAUAAUGCAAAAAAUGAAUUUUGAAGGUUUAACGAUUACUAUUAUAAAGGAGAAAAUCAGAUCGAUAAGAACAAUUUAUCGCCGCGAAUUGAAUAAAAUAAUAAAGUCUCGCAAAAAUGAAAGUGGAGAUAUAUAUGAACCAAAACUAUCUUGGUUUAAAAGAGUAGAUCCAUUUCUUCGUUCUGUAUCGGUUUUACGAACCAAUAUUUCAAAGACGGCAUAUUUUAGUAAUUUUACUGAUGAUGUAUUGGAUAAUAAUGAAGACUCGUCAUUACUUGUAUAUGAUAAUAUUAUGGAGACUUUAAUAAAAGAUAAAAAAUUACAAACACAAACAAUUGACGCGAAAAUAAAUAAAAAAGGAGCAAUCGUUCCAGAAGAAAUAGAAUGUGAAAAAAAUAAUUCAUUUUUUAAAUCAGCACAAGAGAAACAAAAAUGUGUAGAUGUUCCUAAAACGAACGAAAGAGUUGUACGUCCAAAAAAUAAUAUAUUUUAUGAACAUUCCGAAGAAAAUGAAUUUGAUAUAUUUGGCAAAUCUGUGGCAGCACAAUUAAAGCAAUUUCCUCUACUCGAAGCUAUAGAAUGCCAAAAAAAAAUUCAAGAUAUAUUAUUUACGCAAAGAAUUCUCCUUCUUCGGGAGGAAGCUUCUCCCAAUAGAAUAUGUGAUACUUAGCUUUAUCAUUUUGUCUCGUUCUUUUUAUAAAAAGAAGUUAUUAUUUUUGAAAAAUAACUCGAAGCUUUAACAACAGUUGUUAAUAAAUUUUUUAAUUUUUUCGAUAAUAUUUUUUUAUGUUUGAUUUAAUCUUU